Molecule: messenger RNA, 1533 nt
Organism: Helianthus annuus (common sunflower)
Lineage: Eukaryota; Viridiplantae; Streptophyta; Magnoliopsida; Asterales; Asteraceae
Product: RNA-binding protein 33-like
Exons: 2
Coding region: 1-1533 (510 amino acids)
Source: RefSeq, a predicted model, not a curated record
AUGGUGGAUUUUGGGGGUGUGAUACCCAAGAAGCGUCAAAAGAAAGUUGCUAAAACUAUGCUUAUUGAUGAACUUGAUGAAGAAGAACCAGAACCUGAAGUAGAAGGUGAAGCUGUAAAUGAAGCAGAAGCAGAAGUUGUAGUGAAUGUGGGAGUUAAUGUUCGUUUAUCUCCUAAUUCUCAAAGUUUGCUGAAAAAGCUUAAUGUGUUUAAUGCUCAGAAAGAUAAGGCAGCAGGUGAAGAAGGAGGUGAUGACGUAAACAAAAGUACUACAAGCUCAUCAAGUUCUUCUGAAGAUGAGAUUGACGAGACUGAGCGUUAUAAGAAAGUUAUGUCUGCUGCUGAGAAAGUGAAACAGAAAAAGAGGAAAAGGAGUGAUAAAGAUGAUGAUGAUGAUGUGUACAUUCCUUCUCAAGAAAAUGUUGAAGAUGUUCAAACACCGCCAUCAUCAGGUGGUAGAAAGAAAGUUGGUGCAAGAAAGAGAGUUGUUACUCCAAAGAUGAAAAAGCCAUUGAAGAUCGUGCUGAAAAAGAAAUCUACCCAAGAAACCAGUAAACCAACAUCACCACCACCUGAACCUACACCACAUCAAUCACCAAUACAUUCACCACUUCAUCAAUCACCCCCAAAACAACCUACACCACCAAGACAACCAUCACCAUUACAUCUCUCACCACCUCAUUCACCACCACAUAUUCAUACUGUUACACCACCACAAGAACAAACUUUACUUACUUCACAACAAAUAUUCCAAACACCACCACCUUCACAACCACAUGUUCAAACCACACCUGGAUCUUCAGGGUACAAAAAUUUUCCAAACAUUCCUUUGAACAUGGGUAUGGGUCUUGAUGAGAUUGGAGAUUUUGAUUUUGCAAGUAAUGUACAAGUCAAGAAUGUAGAAAAGAAAGUUGAUGAUGUUGUGGCUGAAAACAAAAGAUUGGCAGAUCGUGAGAAGAUUCUCGAGAUGCAUGUUAAGAAAGCUGAGUCUGAUAACAAAUCGUUGCUGAAAAAGAUAGAAGCAGAUCAGAGUGAAAUUGAUAUCUUGAAAGUUAAAGUGGCAGAGUUGGAAGAAGAAAAGGCACGCAGAGAUGAACAAAACAAGUACUUUGAGUUGAAAAACAAAGAACUUGAAGCUGCCAAAGCGAUGAAAGAACAUGAGCUGUAUAUGAUGAACAAAGUUCUUGAAAACAUGCUCGGGAAGUCUAUAGAGCAGAGGUUUGAGGAGAUAGAGGUUGAAGAAGUUAGAGCAAAGCGUCAAGCAGAGAUUGAUGCUCAAAUGAAAGACAAAGGAAAAAGUGUUGAAAGUUAUGUGAAUGCUGAAAGAUCAAUAGUUUUAGCUACUGAUCCUGAGUCUCCUAUUCAGAAUCCUGUUCCUAUAUCUUCUGUGUCAGCUAUCUUUGAAGAAGAUGGUGGUACUGGAGUUACUGUUACUGAAGCAUCAAAUGAAAAAAAUGUUGAUGACUAUAUGAAUGAUGAUGCAAAUGAAGUCUUAGAGAAUGCUGAUGGAGAGGGGGAGAAUGUGAAUGAUUAG